Molecule: messenger RNA, 150 nt
Organism: Spirodela intermedia
Lineage: Eukaryota; Viridiplantae; Streptophyta; Magnoliopsida; Alismatales; Araceae
Source: the annotation of a GenBank genome assembly
AUGAGCGGGCACGAAAAGGUCGGAAAGACAAAAAGGGAAACCUUCGCCGACGAGCCGAGGCAACGAAGCUCGACCCCUCAAUGGAGCACUGUAUGCGUGUGCGUAAAAACUAAGUUUUGCCUAGUUUUAACGGAAAUCGUCAGACGAUGA